Herpailurus yagouaroundi (jaguarundi) is the source of this 3611-nucleotide messenger RNA. It is a transcript of the gene PPFIBP2, whose product is annotated as PPFIB scaffold protein 2. Gene Ontology annotation, cellular component: presynaptic active zone. The transcript has 24 exons. Gene Ontology annotation, molecular function: protein binding. Bases 904 to 3210 code for a protein of 768 amino acids. Gene Ontology annotation, biological process: neuromuscular junction development. The record is from RefSeq and is a predicted model, not a curated record. Lineage: Eukaryota; Metazoa; Chordata; Mammalia; Carnivora; Felidae.
UUAAACGCUCAUAAGUGAAUUACAUUAACUCCUUCGUGCUCCAGCUAUCAUUCCUUUACAGACUGAGAAAUCAUUUAGGAUAAUCUAUAUGUAAAUGACAAUGACUCAACCAUUGGUUGAAAACCAAAAGUGUCUAAAGGAUCUUAAUUUACCAGUCAUUGAUUUCUUUAUUUGGGGAGGCCAUCCAUUCUCUUUCUUCAUCUUCCUGCUCUGAGGCACCUUUUUAAUAAAAGGGAGGAUCUGGGGGCAGUUUGCUACUAGAGCAGACUAUGGAAAUCCUCCAUAUGUAGUUAGGGUGUAAUUUAAAGGACUUCCUAUAAAUGGAUCUUUAUUAAUCCCAAGAGAUCUUCUUCAUGAUUUUUAGAAAGACGACUUUCCUGCCACUCUAUGUGCAAUGUGGCAUGUGUGUGUUAUGACUUAGAGUCAUGUUUUGGCCCGUGAAGCACAAAAUCCUUUCUGGAGCCAAGUUUUGUCGGUGCUACUACAUGCCCUUUACAUCCCACAUUCCUUAAUUGCUUCAGAACACUCGCCUGAUAGGUGAGCAGCCCUCACACCCUUAUGAGAGAGGUAAGGUCAUUGGUUAGUUUCCCCAGGAGUUUGGAUUGCUCUUCCACAUGAGGUGGCAGAGCCCUGGCCUGCCGGCAGAGAUAUGCCUUGAGGUCCGGACUGCUAGAGCGAGCUCUGUAAGAGGACUAAGGAGUGGGAGUCCAGCCCGGAGGCAGCUCUCCUGACUGCUGGGUAUUUUUCUCUGGAGUGUGUCAAGAGCAGGAAAUGUGACAACGUCAGUUAGGCAAUGGCAAGGUGAGUGUCCUCACAGACCAAGUGGAAGCACAAGGAGAAAAGAUUCGGGACCUGGAGGUGUGCCUGGAAGGACACCAGGUGAAACUCAAUGCCGCCGAAGAGAUGCUUCAACAGGAGCUGCUAAGUCGCACAUCUCUUGAGACCCAGAAGCUUGAUCUGAUGACUGAAGUUUCUGAGCUGAAACUCAAGCUGGUUGGCAUGGAGAAGGAGCAGAGAGAGCAGGAGGAGAAGCAGAGAAAAGCAGAGGAGUUACUGCAAGAGCUCAGGCACCUCAAAAUCAAGGUAGAAGAGUUGGAGAAUGAACGGAAUCAGUAUGAGUGGAAGCUGAAGGCCACUAAGGCUGAGGUAGCCCAGCUGCAAGAGCAGGUGGCCCUGAAGGAUGCAGAAAUUGAGCGCCUGCACAGCCAGCUCUCCCGGACCGCAGCCCUGCACAGCGACCACGCAGAAAAAGACCAAGAAAUUCAACGUCUGAAAAUGGGGAUGGAAACUUUGCUUGUUGCCAAUGAAGAUAAGGACCGUCGGAUAGAGGAGCUCACAGGGCUGUUAAACCAGUAUCGGAGGGUGAAGGAGAUUGUGAUGGCAACUCAAGGGCCUGCAGACAGAACUCUCUCAAUCAACGAAGAAGAACUCGAGGGAAGUUUCCGAAAGUGGAACAGUGCAAACAAAGGCCCUGACGAAUUACUUAAGCCAGAGAUGCCUCCAAGAUGUAGCUCUCCCACCGCGGGGCCACCUCCACUCCCACAGAAAUCACUGGAAACCAGGGCUCAGAAAAAGCUCUCAUGUAGUCUAGAAGACCUGAGAAGUGAACCUGUGGACAAGUGUGUCGAUGGGAACCAGCUCUCCCCAGUGAUAGAACCCAAGGACGGCCCUUUCCUGGCAGAGCACAAAUACCCCACAUUACCUGGGAAGCUUUCGGGAGCUACGCCCAAUGGAGAGGCUGCCAAGUCAACUCCCAUGGCCUCACAGCCCGACCCCACAGGGGGCAGCCUGCUCAGGCUGAAUCGUGGCCGGAGUGUCAGUGCCCCCGUCUUAGGAGACACAGAAAGUGGUUGGGACGACACUGCUCUGGCCAAUGACCUCUCAUCCACAUCAUCGGGCACUGACUCAAGCCCCCAGUCUCCCCUGACACCAGAUGGUAAACGGAGCCCCAAAGGCAUCAGGAAAUUCUGGGGAAAAAUCCGAAGAACUCAGUCAGGAAAUUUCAACACUGAUGCUCCGGGGAUGGCAGAGUUUCGACGCGGUGGGCUCCGGGCAACCGCAGGGCCAAGGCUUUCUAGGACCAGAGACUCCAAGGGUCAGAAAAGUGACGCCAGUGCCCCCUUUGCCCAGUGGAGCACAGAGCGUGUGUGUGCGUGGCUGGAGGACUUCGGCCUGGGUCAGUACGUGAUCUUUGCCAGGCAGUGGGUGACUUCUGGCCACACUUUACUGUCAGCUACCCCUCAGGACAUGGAAAAGGAGUUAGGAAUUAAGCAACCUCUGCACCGGAAGAAGCUGGUUUUAGCAGUGAAAGCCAUCAACACCAAGCAGGAGGAGAAGUCCGCACUGCUCGACCACAUCUGGGUGACACGUUGGCUUGAUGAUAUUGGCUUACCCCAAUACAAAGAUCAAUUUCAUGAAUCCAGAGUUGAUGGGCGAAUGCUACAAUAUCUGACUGUGAAUGAUCUCCUCUUCUUAAAAGUCACGAGCCAACUACAUCAUCUCAGCAUCAAGUGUGCCAUUCAUGUGCUACAUGUAAAUAAGUUCAACCCCCACUGCCUACACCGGCGGCCAGCUGACGAGAGUAACCUUUCUCCUUCAGAAGUUGUACAGUGGUCUAACCACAGGGUGAUGGAGUGGUUGCGAUCUGUGGACCUGGCGGAGUACGCGCCCAAUCUUCGUGGGAGUGGUGUCCAUGGAGGCCUCAUUAUCCUAGAGCCCCGCUUCACUGGGGACACCCUGGCUAUGCUUCUCAAUAUUCCACCGCAGAAGACGCUCCUCAGACGUCACCUAACCACCAAAUUCAAUGCCCUGAUUGGUCCUGAGGCUGAACAGGAAAAGCGAGAGAAAAUGGCCUCCCCGGCUUACACACCACUGACCACCACAGCCAAAGUCCGGCCAAGAAAACUGGGAUUUUCACAUUUUGGAAACAUAAGAAAAAAGAAAUUUGAUGAAUCGACAGACUACAUUUGCCCAAUGGAGCCCAGCGACAGUGCUGGUGACAGUCACAGGGUCUACAGUGGCUACCGGGCCCUCAGCCCCCUCGAUGCCCCUGAACUGGAUGGGCUGGACCAGAUGGCGCCUUCGGAAGGCACUGUGACGCAGAUAGGGCUCCUCUCCCAAGACAUUCACCGUCUCACGACUAUGCUGAGCCAGGACCAGCUGCUGAACGACUCUCGCCUGGCGGCUCCCAACCCUGAGGACUGGAGAUGACUUUCUUCAUGGCCAAGAGGCCAGAGAGGCACGUGUGGGGGCCCCAAGUCUCUGCUCCAAGGGGGGCUGGCACAGCCACCCGCAGAGUCCAGACGGGCUGGCAGGACAUCUUGGAACGUGGGUGCUGACAGGAGCGAGCAGAGUGGUGAACAGAUGUCAGGGGGUGGGCCCAGGGGGCCCCGUGUUUUCAACUGUACUGUGCUCUUCACCACAGCUUUUAUACCUUUUGUACUUUUAUACGUGGACUGCACCCCACUUCUGUGGGGAGGGCAGUGAGACAUCAGCACAGACUCGAUUCAAUGGCUCACGCUCUUCCCUGAGACAGUUGGGAGGUUCUUACACCAAAGGGAAAGGGCAAUGAGUUCAUAAAAGCUCUGCUGUUAAGAAAAUCCUGAAAACAA